Messenger RNA from Gekko japonicus, 10481 nucleotides. RefSeq names its product vacuolar protein sorting 13 homolog A (S. cerevisiae) (gene VPS13A). Gene Ontology annotation, biological process: autophagy; protein retention in Golgi apparatus; protein targeting to vacuole. Gene Ontology annotation, cellular component: extrinsic component of membrane. The annotation marks the transcript as partial. The transcript is spliced from 71 exons. The record is from RefSeq and is a predicted model, not a curated record. Lineage: Eukaryota; Metazoa; Chordata; Lepidosauria; Squamata; Gekkonidae.
GAGCUGUAGCUCUUAAGAAUCUUGAAAUAAAGGAAAAUGCACUGUAUCAGUUUGAUGUACCAUUUAAAGUUAAAGCGGGUCACAUUGGUCAGCUGAAUUUGCAGAUUCCAUGGCAAAACCUUUAUAAUCAACCAGUUGAAGCUGUUCUUGAUGGUGUUUACUUGCUUAUAGUGCCUACAGCCAGUAUUAAAUAUGAUGCUGAAAAAGAAGAAAAACAACACUUGGAAGCUAAGCAGAGGGAACUUCAAAGGAUAGAAGAUGCAAAGCAGAAGAUUGCUGAUCAAGAUAAAGCACAAGAGAAACAAGACACUUUCGUAGAAAAGUUAGUAACUCAGGUCAUCAAAAAUCUUCAGCUGAAAAUUUCCAACAUUCAUAUUCGGUAUGAGGAUGAUAUAACCAACAAAGAUAUUCCAUUGUCAUUUGGUGUCUCACUUCAGAAUCUUAGUUUACAGACUUCAGAUCAAAACUGGAAUCCAUGUAUACAAAAUGAAACAGCUAAAUUGUUCUAUAAGCUUGUUCGAUUGGACAACUUUUUUGCAUACUGGAAUGUGAAGUCUGAAAUGUUUUAUCAUGGUGGUUAUAAUGAAUCUUUGGAUAACUUAAAGCAUGGAGUUGCGGGCACUAAUGUGAUUCCAGAAGGCUAUGAUUUUGUAUUCCGUCCAAUUUCAGCUAAAACCAAGCUCCGUAUGAAUCCACGAUCCGAUGUUGACUUUUCUGCACCAAAACUAGAUCUAGAUGUAAAUCUUCAGGAUAUAAUCAUAGAACUUAAUAAACCACAGUAUUUCAGUAUUAUGGAGCUCCUUGAGUCAAUUGAUAUGAUGACUAGAAAUUUGCCGUAUAGGAAGUAUAGACCUAAUGUUCCUGUACACAACAAUGCCAAGCAAUGGUGGAAGUAUGUUAUAUAUGGCAUUCUAGAAGUAAAUGUUCAACCCAAGCUGCAUAUGUGGUCUUGGGAUCAUAUUCGUCACCAUAGAAACAACAUGAAGAACUAUAGAGAUCUGUAUAAAAUAAAAAUAACAACAAAGAAACCUGAUGGGGAGCUUUUGAAGAAGUUGGAGGGAAUGGAGAGGACCCUGGAUAUAUUCAACAUUACCCUUGCAAGGCAACAGGCAGAAGUUCAGGCAGCUAAGGCUGGAUUAAGAAUAUUCAGGCCAGGAGUGAAACAAGAUGAUGAAGAGUCUAAAGGCUGGUUUAGUUGGAUGUGGGGAUGGGCUGGAGGCGGAGGUGGCCAAGAAAAAGUACAAGAACCAAAAGGUCUUGAACAGCUGAUGACUCCGCAGGAGAAGGAUAAACUCUAUGCAGCAAUUGGUUAUAGUGAAACAGCUGCUGAUCCUACACUACCCAAAAUGUAUGAAGCCAUAAAGCUAAAUGUAAAGCUGUUAAGCAUGAAGGUGUCAGUAAGGGAAAACGUGGACAAGCCCGAGCUGAUAAAACUUGCAUUAAUUGAUUUAUGUACAGCGAUAACACAGCGACCUGGUGCUGAAGCAAUAAGAUUUGAAUCAAGUGUAAGUGCAUUUGAAGUACAGGGAAUGGCUCAAGGAAGAGUAAUACCCUGUUUACUGUCUUCUCGAACAGUCCAUUCAGAAAACAAUACUUCACUCUUCACCAUAAUGUUUGAGACCAAUCCUUUAGAUGAGAGUGCAAAUCAGAAGUUAAGAGUAGAAUCGCAGCCUUUGGAAAUAAUAUAUGAUGCUAUGACUGUAAACAGUUUAGUGGAUUUUUUCCGACCCCCUAGUGAUGUUCGUUUGGAGCAACUAACCUCAGCAACUUUGAUGAAAUUGGAAGAAUUUCGUGAGAAGACAGCAACAGGGUUGGUGUACAUUAUAGAAACGCAGAAAGUUCUAGAUUUAAAAAUAAACCUUAUGGCUUCCUAUGUCAUUAUUCCAAAAAAUGGAUUCUAUGAACCAACAUCUGAUAAAUUACUCUUGGAUCUCGGUCACUUAAAGAUGACUAGUAAAAGCCGAUCUAACUUGUUAGAUGUCAAAAUCAAAGCAAGCACUCUUGAAGAAAUUAUGGCUAGAGCAUAUGAUAAAUUUGACAUCCAGCUCAGCAGCAUACAGCUUCUUUAUAGCAAACAUAAUGAAAACUGGGAGGAGGCUCGUAAUUUGCGGUCUUCAUCUCAACAUAUCUUGCAGCCUCUAGAUGUGAAAAUGGAACUGAGCAGAGCAAUGGUUGUAACAGAUGCAAGGAUGCCUAAAUACAAAAUAUCUGGUGAGCUGCCAUUACUCUAUUUCAACAUUUCUGAUGAGAAGCUUAAAUGUAUUCUGAAGCUAAUUGAUAGCAUUCCAAAACCAGAAAGUCCUCCUGACACCACUUCUCCUCCACAAAGUUCCCAGCUACAAGUAUCUUCUCUUCUAACAACACCACAAAUAUCAACUACUUUGUUUCCAGUUUUUGAACUUCAUUCAGUAGCUGGAUCAAGCGAGUCAGAAGAGGAGUACUAUGAUGCUCCAACUAGUCCUGUGGAAGACUUACCAUUUUUUGAAGCACCGUUGGGAUCCUUGAGGAGGACUGGUAGUGUGAAAAAAAAGCCACUAAGGCGAGAAUCCAUGAAGAAUAUGACUGACUUCCAGCUAAGAUUUGAAAUAUCUGAGGUGUCACUUCAGGUGUGUCGUCUUGCUGGAGGUGUCGAAAAGCCAAUCCUUCAUCUAGAGAUUUUAAAAUUAGGCACUGAACUUAAGCUAAGAACAUACGACAUGACUGCUACUGCUUUUCUUAGUGAGAUUUGCUUAAUAUGUCCAGAGUACAAAGAUGAUCAAAACAAGCCACUUUAUAUCAUUACAACACUGGAUAAUUCAACAGAUGAUCUUCUAGCACUUGAAUAUGUAAAGGCGGACAUUAAUGCCCCAGAACUGAAAACUACCUAUAAGAAUGUUCUACAGUUGAUAAAGGUGAAUUUGUCUUCUUUAGAUGUACAUUUACAUACAGAAGCACUCCUGAGUACUAUGAAUUUCUUAAAUAAUCUUCUGCCAAAACAAGAGGCAAGUACAACAGAGAUCAUUCAGGAAAAAGAAGAAAAGAGGGAAGUUCUUAAGAAAUUAACUUCAAAAAAGGCGAAAAAUGAUGAAGUUUGUGAUCUCCAUAUUUGUGCAGACCUGUCCUCUUUGCGUAUAUUUAUACGAGAACAAAAACGCUGGAUAUCUGAAAUUUGUGUUGAAGGUCUUGAGAGCCAAAUGAUGAUGAAGAAAGCAACAACUGAAAUAUCAGCCAAGUUAAAGAAUAUAACUAUCAUGGAUCGUGAUGAGGCAGCCCUGUAUACAAAGGCUCUCUAUAUUACUGGAAAAGAAGUCUUCAGUUUCAGACUAGUGUCUUAUGUGGAUGCUACAGAUGGUGUUGCUUACACCAAUAUGAAUGCUGUUGACAGCCGGGUUUACUUAACAGUUGGCUGUAUUCAAAUUGUUUUUGUCAACAAAUUUGUUUCUGCUGUUUUGGCUUUUGUAAACAAUUUUCAAACGGCAAAGGAAGCAAUUACUGAAGCCACUGUUCAGGCUGCAGAAAAAGCAGCUACUGGUGUGAAGGAACUGGCUCAACAGAGUUCACGAAUGGCCCUGGAUGUCAAUAUUAAAGCACCUGUUGUCAUAAUACCACAGUCAGCAGUAUCUACAGAUGUUCUUGUUGCUGAUUUUGGUUUGAUCACUAUAAAAAAUGAAUUUUCACUUGUUAAAGCUAAAGGUCGAUAUAAUCUUCCACCUGUUCUUGACUGCAUUCAUGUGAAACUGAGUGAACUGAAAUUAUACAGAUCAAGCAUUGUAAGAAACUUACUGCAAAAGGAAGUACAGCUGCUACAACCAUUAAAUCUUGAAGUAACUGUUGAACGCAAUUUAGCUGCUAUCUGGUAUUAUGAAAUUCCUGAUAUUAAAAUAUUUGGACAUCUCAAACCAAUGAAUCUGAUUCUGAGUCAAGAGGAUGUAACCACUAUCUUAAGGACUCUGAAUGAAAAUUUAGGAGAGACUUCUAGCCCUACAGCUCCUGUACCAGAGCUCAAAGAUGCUGGAAGCAGUCACAGUGAAGCAGUCAGUACGUCACAGUAUUCUGGAGGUGGAAUGAAAGUGGUAACAUCUGCUGUGGUGGAAACACGCUCCUCUGUUAAAGUUAAAACAACGCUAAAAUUGGACUUCCAGUUUGAUUCCCUCACUCUAGUUUUGUACAGUCCAAACUCCAAGCAGAGUUCAGUUCUGGAUCAGCGAGAUAAUGCUAUGAAACUUGCCGAAUUCAAAUUGGUGUUAAUAUCAGCUGCUGUCAGAAUGUUGUCAGAUGAGUCAAUGAAUGCUUCUGUCAAGUUAACAAACUGCACUUUAGAUGAUAAACGACAGACAGUUCAGAAGGCUACACCAAGAAUGGUGGAAAUGAAACACGGAUCGGAAAAGAAAGUCAUGGUGGAUAUAAGCUAUAAGCAGGGAAGAGAUGGCACCACAAUUAUUGACACAGUUGUUCAGGAAACAUACCUCUGUGCCAGCAUAGAGUUUUUACUAACUGUUGCAGAUGUGUUUCUAAAGGCAACUGCCGAAAGUGCUGCUGCACAGAGGAACUUCAAGCAACAAACUUUAGCUGUGAAGGAACAAGUUCCUGUACAACCAGCAUCUACGAUGGAAAUAAACGUUGUUGUUAAAAAUCCUGAGAUUGUGUUUGUUGCUGAUUUAACAAGAAGUGAUGCUCCUGCACUGGUGGUUACAGCACAGUGUGAAGUCUCCAUGAAAAAUGGACCUGAGAUGUCUAACAUGACAGCUGCUGUAAAACAUUUAACAAUACAAGCCUGCCCAUUUCUUCCAGAAAUGAGAAAAGACAAUAUUACUACGAUAUUGCAGCCCUGUGACCUCUUCUUCGAAAUGAUGCAGUUAGGUACAGAUCCACAGAAAGCUGAUCUGUCUGUUAAAUCUAUAAUGAUUAAGAUGUCUCCAAUUAUCUUAAAUACAGUGAUCACAAUUACGUCAGCACUUUUCCCAACUAAGGAGACUGAAGAAAAAGACAUCAGUCCUAUACCUCCAGAUAUUUGGGAUCAGAAGGAUAUAAAAAAGUUAAAUAUGUGGUUUCUUGAAGAGUCAGAUGAAAAUAAAACUCCUGUUUCCGUAACUGAAUUGGUCCCUACAGGAGAAACAUUGCAAAUGAGAGUUGAUGCAGUUGUUAUUACUCUUGAAGCUGGUGUUGGCCACAGAACAGUGCCAAUGCUGUUAGCAAAGUCAUCAUUUUCUGGAGAGGUCAGAAACUGGAGUACUCUGAUCCAUAUAGCCUCUCGUCUAGAACUAGAGGUACAAUACUACAAUGAGAUGUUUGGUGUGUGGGAACCCUUGCUUGAACCACUGGAAGUUGAAAACACUGAUGAAUUUAGACCAUGGGUUCUAGGAAUGAAGAUGAAAAAGAAGAACAAAAAAUCUCUGGCUGAAUCAGUUGCUGAAGAAGAACACUACAAAGUGCCAGAGUACAAAACAGUGAUAAAUAUUUACUCUGAAGAUCAGCUGAACAUUACAUUAUCUAAAUGUGGACUGCUGAUGUUGAGUAACCUUGGCACGGCACUUGCUGAAGCAGCUACACAAACUUCAGAAAUCUUUAAGAAAGAUAAGGCACCCUUUGUGUUGAUAAAUUCCUUAGGUGUGUCUGUUGUUGUAUUGCCUAGUGAUUCCUUCAGUGUCCUGAAUGCGGAAUCAAGGACAAAAUCGUUUCAUCUUGACAACGGGCAAAGCCUAAGCAUGGAAUAUAUCAAAACUAAGAAUGAAAAUGACCAGUUCACAGCUAUGACUACCCUGAGCAGCAAAUUAUUCUACAUCUGGCUUACACCUGAAAAUCACUCCAUCACCGAUAAGAUUCCUCUGACAAAAGUGGGACGAAGUCUUUAUAGAGUAAGACAUAAUGACUCGGGUGUUGUAAGAUCUAUUGUUUGUCAAAUUGAUACCAUUGAAGGAAGUAAGACAAUAACAGUACACUCACCUAUUCAGAUAAAGAAUCAUUUUUCAAUUCCCUUUAAUAUAUAUGAAGACGGAAAAUGUUUGGGAACUGCUUUACCAGAGAGUGAAUUUAACAUACCAUUGACUUCUUACAGAUCACUGCUGUUUUUUUCACCAGUACCUGAUGAAAAUGGAAUUUCUGGAGAAUAUGAAUCAAGUGAAGGAGUUAGCUUUGAUGAAAUGGUGAAGAAUUUUGGCAAGUUGUUGCAGAAGAAAUGUCAGUCUGUAAAAUCAGCAAACCAUCCACUUAUUAUCAAUAUUGUACCAGAGCAAGAUACGUUGGUAUCUUCAGCAUGCACAGAUGAUCAUUGGGAUUUACCCUAUGUUGUUCAUUUAUGGCCUUCUGUUCUCCUCCGCAAUCUUCUUCCUUAUCAGAUCACCUAUUCCUUACAGGGACAUACUACAACAUGCAAUAACCUUGAAAGCGGAUGUUCAGCUCAAAUUCAUAAUGCAAUCCUGGAUCAGAGCAAGCUGGAAUUAUAUUUACUUAAUUAUCUUGAUAAGAAAUGGAGCUGCGAGUACCACAUUCGAACAAAUCAACAAGAAAUUAGUUUUGUCACUUUUUCAUGUGUUACUGAUGUAGACAAGACAGAAUUGGAUAUUGCUGUCCAUAUCACCUAUGCUACAGGACAAAUGAUCAUAGCAAUUCAUAGUCCAUACUGGAUGGUAAACAAGACUGGCCGAAUGCUGCAAUACAAAGCUGAUGGCAUUCACCGCAAACAUCCUCCUGACUAUAAGAUGCCGCUUCUUUUUUCUUUUCAACCAAAACACUUCUACCAGAAUAACAAGGUUCAGCUUAUGGUAACAGACAGUGAACUUUCUGAUCACUUUUCUCUUGAUACUGUUGGCAGUCAUGGUUUUGUUAAAUGUAAGCGCCACAAAAAGGAUUUCCAAGUUGGUGUCACUAUAGAUAACAGCAGUUUUAACCUCACUAGGAUAGUGACUUUCACACCUUUUUUUAUGAUCACAAACAGAAGUACACAUAAUUUAGAAGUAGCGGAAGAAGGCACUGAACAAUGGAUUCCGAUAAUUUUACAACAGUGUACUCCUUUUUGGCCUGAAAAUAAUGAAAGUAAAUUGCUUGUUAGAGUAGAACAUUCAGACAUGCCACCAAAAAUUAUACAGCUCAAUAAGCAAGAAAAUUGUUUGCUGUUGCGCUUAGACAACCAGCUUGGAGGCAUCAUAGUGGAUAUUACACUGUCUGAACAUUCUACAUCAAUUGCGUUUAGUGAUUAUCAUGAUGGUGCAGCUCCAUUCCUGAUAAUUAACCAUACUAAAGGAGAAAUGAUUGAAUAUGGACAAAGUUCUCUCUGUGUAAUGGAAGAUUCUCUAGCACCAAAUAAAGCAGUGUUAUACGCAUGGGCUCACCCAGUAGGCUCUAGAAAAUUAAAAUGGAAAUGUGGAAAAGGAAGUGGGGAAGUAACUCAGAAAGAUGACUUGAUGACACCUAUCCAAGCAGGAAGCAAAGAAAUUUAUUUGGUUUCAUUUUUUGAAGGCUUGCAGCGUAUUAUCCUAUUCACAGAAGAUGAAAAGGUUUUCAAACUGGCAUAUGAAAGUGAAAAAGUUGAAUUGGCAGAACAAGAAAUAAUUGUAUCAUUACAGGAUGUUGGGAUUUCUUUAGUAAAUAACUAUUCAAAGCAGGAAGUAGCUUACAUUGGAAUCACAAGUUCUGAUGUAAUUUGGGAAACAAAACCCAAGAAAAAGUUAAGAUGGAAGCCUCUGAGUGUGAAGCAAACUGACAAGCUGGAGAAAGAAUUUAAUGACUACUGUGGCCACUCACCAACGGAAAAUAAAAUAAUCGAGUUGGAUAAUAAUGUUCCGGUCUGUUUGACUCCUACUGGUAAUAAUAUGAAAAUACUCCAGCCAAAUGAAAUCCCUCUGAGAAGAAGUUUUUUACCAGCAUUGAAAGUUCAGUACAGUACAUCUGAACAUCAGUCAUCCUUUAGAGUCCAGAUUUAUAGGAUUCAGAUACAAAACCAGAUUCCUGGAGCCAUAUUUCCCUUUGUGUUUUAUCCUAUUAAACCUCCCAAGUCCAUCACUUUGGAUUCAGAGCCCAAGCCAUUUACUGAUGUCAGUAUUGUUAUGAGAACUGCAGGACAUUCUCAAAUAUCUCGUAUAAAGUAUUUUAAGGUCCUGAUUCAAGAGAUGGAUCUCAGAUUGGAUCUUGGGUUUCUUUAUGCACUGGCUGAUUUUUUUACAUUUUCUGAUGAAGUACCCAAAGACCAAGAGAUAGAACUUUUCAAAAAAGAUGUAGAAGCUGUACAGGAAGAAUUGAAGAAUAUAUCGUCAACUGAUACAUCGCAAAUCAGCUUGUAUGAAUAUUUUCAUAUUUCUCCAAUCAAGUUACAUUUAAGUUUUUCACUGAGUACUGGAAGAGAAGAGAACAACAAGGAAGAGAAACGCAACAACUUGAUUCCAGUUCAGUCCUUAAAUCUCUUGCUAAAGAGUAUUGGGACCACACUCACAGAUGUGCAGGAUGUUGUUCUCAAGUUGGCAUACUUUGAGCUCAACUAUCACUUCUGUACAACACAAGGACUACAAUGGACUGUUAUUAUGCAUUAUUCAAAACAGGCAAUUAAACAAAUGUACGUUCUUAUUCUUGGCCUUGAUGUCUUGGGCAAUCCAUUUGGAUUUAUAAGAGAUUUGUCUGAGGGAGUUGAAGCAUUCUUCUAUGAACCUUACCAGGGAGCCAUCCAAGGUCCAGAAGAAUUUGUAGAAGGAAUGGCACUGGGACUUAAAGCCCUAGUUGGCGGUGCUGUUGGGGGAUUGGCUGGUGCUGCCUCAAGAAUAACUGGUGCUAUGGCUAAAGGUGUAGCAGCAAUAACUAUGGAUGAAGACUAUCAGCAGAAGAGAAGGGAAGCCAUGAAUAGGCAACCUACUGGCCUCAAAGAGGGUAUUACACGUGGAGGAAAAGGCUUGAUGUCUGGAUUUGUUAGUGGAAUAACAGGGAUUGUAACAAAACCAAUAAGAGGAGCCCAGAAAGAAGGUGCAGCAGGCUUUUUCAAAGGUGUUGGCAAAGGUUUAGUGGGAGCAGUGGCAAGACCCACUGGGGGAAUAAUAGACAUGGCUAGCAGCACCCUUCAGGUAAUUAAAAGAGCUACAAAUUCUUCCGAAGAUAUCAUGAGUCUGCGUCCUCCCCGCUUUUUCAAUGAAGAUGGAGUUAUUCGACCAUACAGACUAAGAGAUGGUGCUGGAAGUCAAAUGUUACAGAAUAUUGAAAAUGGAAGAUUUGCAAAACUGAGAUACUUCACACAUGCCAUGAUUAAUAAUACAGAUUUACUGAUGGUAACAAAAAGUGAAAUAUUAUUUGUGACAAAAGGCACAUUUGGACAGUUAACAUGUGAAUGGCAGUAUUCGUAUGAUGAAUUUACCAAAGAGCCAUUCAUUGUUGAUGGACGGAGGUUACGCAUUGAAGCAAAGGAGCGAGUUAAAUCUGUAUUCCAUGCCAAAGAAUUUGGAAAAAUAAUUAAUUUUAGAACGUCAGAAGAUGCCAAGUGGAUCCUGUCUAAGUUGGAAGAAGUAAGAGAGAGCCACAGUCAAUGAUGGCUACCUGUUCAAGAUCCUAAGAUUCACAUAAAAUGGACUGCACAAUUCAAACUACUUUAAUUUCAACUGCUGCUUGGAAUUUGAUGCUGUUUUGAAUACAAAGGUUAUUGGAUUUAGAUGAAUGAUCAAAAAUGAUAUUGAAUCUUCUACAUAAGCAGAGUGAAAAAGGCUGCCUUCGUCAGUGUAAUGCAAACUGUUCUACAGCUGAAAACCUCUGCCAAAUGUUGGCUUACUUAACUUUUAUUUAUAAAAAAAUUCUGUUUAUUCUGCCACAAUCUACAGAGACUAAAGCCUAAAACAAUCUUGUGAUUUUAUGUGGUAAUAAUUUCUGUUUCUAAAAUUUACACUUUAGUUCUGUCCAUUUUCAUUGGGUCUUUAUCUUGCUACCAUUGCCACAUCACACACAAAUAUUUACUGAAAUUCAGUUAAAUUCUUCAGGGAAUGACUGAUUUAACCAGCACUGCUCUUAUACUUCGAAUUACUUUGCUGACCAGUUAACUCAAAAGAAAUCUUUUUAUUUACUACUAUAUAUCAUGAGGUUAUUUAGUUUUUUAUAUAAAUAAACAAUUUGUGGUACUGUAGUAUCAUUUUUAACAUUCACUUUUUAUAUUAUAAAAAAGCGAAGGGUUCUGGUGCCUCAUGAUAGUGGAUGUACACAUACAAAGAUGUGUACUUAUUUUGUGUUUACUUAUGACCUGGGUAGAGAUGUGCCUUUGCAGUAAUGCUUUGAAUGGCAUGGUCUUUACUUUCUCAUGAUCAACAGAGUAACAAAAAUCAUGUUAGGCAGUAUGUUCUGAAAUAGUAUUUUACUCAAAAGUUUCCUUUGGUUAAUAUACUAUUGUAAGCCAAUUGUAAGCUAUGAUAAGUGCAUCAUCUUUAAUAGAAAAUACCAUAGAGAUAAUUAAUUAACACUUGAUUUCAGUUUAAAUGAUAGACGAUUCUUAACAUAUUUUUCAUGCAGACCUGCAAAAAAUCUUAACAAUUACUGGACCUCAU